AGGGCUGCCUAUUGUGGCGUAUAUUGCGCACCACAGGGGGGAAAAACCUCCUCCUUUGCGGUACACAUGCAGUUCUCUAAUUUGUACUAUCAGAUUUUAAUUAAAAUCCACCUCAGCGCUCCCUUUGUAUACAUGCAAUAGAAGCAGGCUAGACACCGCCACCCUCUCCUCCUCCUAUUGCCACCAUCACCACCCUCCAAGAACUAGAAACACACUUUAACAUUAUAAAGAGAUGGAUCAUGACAUGGGAGGCAUGGGUCAAGCCAUGAACAACUUCAACGCCACAGGAUGGAUGACCAUGACCCACCAUAUGAUGACGCACAUGACCUUCUUCUGGGGUAAGAAUGCUGAAAUUCUCUUCGAUGGCUGGCCUGGAACCAGAACCGGCAUGUACGUUUUAGCCUUGAUAUCCGUUUUUUUCUUUGCUUUUCUUGUUGAGUGGCUCUCCCACUGCCAAUUGAUCAAGCCUGGCUCCACCCACCUGGCUGCCGGUUUAAUCCAGACUUUCUUGCACGCUCUCCGUAUUGGUUUGGCCUACCUCGUCAUGUUGGCUGUUAUGUCCUUUAAUGUUGGUGUUUUCCUGGUGGCGGUGGCCGGUCAUACUCUUGGGUUCUUGUUCUUUGGGAGUAGGGUUUUCAAGGAAUCGCCACCCCCCGCAAAAACUUACGAUCUUCCUCCUAUGAGUUGUUGAAUAUUGGUAACUGGUUCCUGGGUUUGGAUUUGCAGGUUCAACAAUUACAUGGCUUGGGAGAAAAAUUACGUGGACAACUGAAUAUGAUUAUUGUUGGAUUGAGGUGUAAACUAUCUGUAUGAUUAGUGAAGUUCUAUCAAAUUAAACCUAAUUUUGUGUGUGUAAUUUUAUUAGUUUAGAGAUUGAUUUUAUUAUAAUCAAGAAACUGAGAUGUGUGUGGUCAAUUAAGCAGACAGAGACCUGUUAAGCUGUUUAUUGUGUGGGUUGAAGCUGUGAAAAUUGCUAAUAAUGAGUUAAGUCA
Molecule: messenger RNA, 992 nt
Organism: Manihot esculenta (cassava)
Lineage: Eukaryota; Viridiplantae; Streptophyta; Magnoliopsida; Malpighiales; Euphorbiaceae
Product: copper transporter 1
Exons: 1
Coding region: 233-691 (152 amino acids)
Biological process (GO): intracellular copper ion homeostasis; copper ion transmembrane transport
Cellular component (GO): plasma membrane
Molecular function (GO): copper ion transmembrane transporter activity
Source: RefSeq, a predicted model, not a curated record